This is a messenger RNA of Anopheles arabiensis, 4138 nucleotides long. RefSeq names its product CD151 antigen-like. The record is from RefSeq and is a predicted model, not a curated record. NCBI's taxonomy places the organism in Eukaryota, Metazoa, Arthropoda, Insecta, Diptera, Culicidae. Gene Ontology annotation, cellular component: membrane. Bases 1533 to 2588 code for a protein of 351 amino acids. The transcript has 5 exons.
AGCUUUCUGGAGGAUUGACGAAUGCACAAAACACUCUUGAAAUCUUCAUUCAGAAGCAGAAGCGAUAAAAAUCAGCCUUCUAAAUUCAUACACUUUGGGACAAGCCCACCUGCAUAUUAUAUCCACUUAGAUAGCUGCUCGAAAACUGCUAUACAAUGCAAACAGCUGACAGGCCUUUCAUUUCACAACUUUUGCCUACGAACUAUAAACGAAAAGGGCCCCCAUAACAGCGUAAUUAGAUAUCAUGCAUUUAAGAUUUACAAAUUUGAAAUAUCAAAUUCCUUCGUGAAACUUUUUUGAAUAAAUGAAACCAACUCAGCGGCGGAUCUAACGAUAGCCGGACUAGACGGUCGCCUGCGGCCCCGGCGAUUUAGGGACCCUGAAGAGCUCUAGUUUGUAGUAAACAAGAUGUAUAAAAUAGGACAAAGUAUUAGCGGCAAGGGCUCCAGAAAGAUGGUCUUUGGGACCCCAUGGCAGGAGAAUCAUUUGCACCCCCCCCCGCCGGCAAUUUAAGUAUACUGUUCAAAUUCUCAACAGCAAACUUAGUGUCUGUACCCCCUCCCCCCGAUCACCAGUUACCAUUUACAAGGGUCUCAACUCGUCUUACCGCCUAGGGCCCCCGAUACUCUUUAUCCGCUACUGAACAAACUUAUACAUCGAUCAUAUUUCAAUACUUACUAAUGAAACCUUCACUGCUUGUUUCAAUAUCUGAGAAUAUCCAGCAUUUUGAGAAGGCAAUCGGCCUCAGCACAAUUUUUCGAUCGAAAAAAUUCGAUAGGCGCUCACGUAAAACUGACAGUAUAACUGUUUCUUUUAUAUUCCUGCAUGAAGUCCAUUCCAAUCGAGUUCAGUAUUUAGUGUAGGCAAACCAUUUUUUAAAAUAUGUAAUAAAUGAUUUUUUAUCACCCAAAAUAUUGAAAAAGAACCAGAACAAUUACCAACUUGCUUUUACAUAACGUUUUUCAAAACUAUUAACCUUGAUUUAUGGCAUUUUUCUGAUAUUCGAAAAUUUCCGCAGCUCAAUGAGUUGCGGAUUUUUCGCCGUACAAAGCGGAACGAUCGAAUUUUUGUAGCAUAGUUCAUUUUUCUCGUGAGUGUCAUGGUAUACCAGUUUUAAAAAAGACCAGUAAAAUGAACACCUUGGCGGCGAAAUGAGUGUCAAAUGACACCAAAAUGACAGCCGGAUCGAUCGAAUUUUUUCGAUCGAAAAAUUAUGCUGAGGCCGAAUAUAAACUUAGAAUACGUAAAAAUAGACCUUUUACAAACACUACUGAUAUGAAGCAUUCCCGAGUUAUAAUAUCAUUCUAUAUAUGUAAGAAUGCAAGAACACAAAUCGAAGAUAUGUUUGAUGAUUAAUUACCACUGCACUUUUGUAUACAUAGAGUAAAAAUAGUAACUAUAUCUUGACUAUUUAUUUGAAUAUUAAAAAUUGAAAAGAGCAUCUUAGUUGAUUUCCCUAGGUAGAUGAUCAACUGUUUUGCCAUAAAUAGCCUAUACCAACCAUCUCAAAGGGCUUGUACACCAAAUGUAUAAUGUUAAUAGAGUAUCUUUUUUAUAUAAAUGUUAGUUUUACUUUGUCCGGUUCUUCGUACUUCCAGUCAAUCGUUCAGAUGGGACAUUUACUUCAACCGGACGAUACGUCCGAAAUUGAGCUAUUUGAACCGAUGAAUCUUAUCUACACUGGUUCAACAACAACGGGCAAAACGUCCAAAAUGGGUAGACGAACAGAAGAUAAUCCAACUAUCGUUAGUAACACCGAACUCGGUUUCAACAAUGGUCAAAGCACUUUUCGUUCAAGAAAAACAAAAAAAACUAUAAACCCAAAGCAUAAAACACGAGAUUCGGAUUGCUGCAGCGUCAACUUUAUCAAAUAUUCCUUGCACAUAUUCAACACCAUAUUUCUGAUAUCAGGAUCAAUUAUUAUAGGUGUUACUCUUUGGACAAUAAUCUGGAAGCAUCAGUAUAUUUCACUACUAUCCACUACCAACUACGUAACCGGAACGUAUGCUCUAUUAACAGCAGGCUUAUUCGCCGUUUUUGGCGGUAUUCUAGGAUGCUGUGGUGUAUGGCGUGAACAUCGUGGAGUUCUGCUAUUGUACACUUUUGUUUUGCUGAUUGUAUUUCUAUUGGAGAUUAUAGUAGGCAGCUUAGCCUAUAUAUAUGAAACGCAAAUUGAGACAGAGCUCCAACACACACUUAAUGCUACUUUCAUGGAACACUACGCUGUAAGUGAACAACAAACAAAGGCUAUUGACAGUAUGCAGCAAGAGUUUUCCUGCUGUGGCGCUGUACGAUUUGAAGACUGGCGACAUAGUGUAUGGCUGCGGUCACGACGCAAAAAUCUGAUAAAACCAACUGAAGGGCGCUUGGUACCAGAUUCGUGCUGCAUAACCGUGGUUUCCAACUGUGGUUUACGUGAUGGUCCCAGUAAUAUACACUAUACGGGUUGCAUAUACGGGAUGAUGGAUGACCUUAAAUAUCACCUGAUAAUUCUCGGUGCCAUCGGGCUUGGAUUGAGCGCAAUACAAGUGUUUGGUAUGGUGUUAUCCUGUUGCUUGUAUGUGAAACUUAAAGAUGUGCUAGACUGACAAAAGCCACCGGAUCCAAUAAUUGAACUUAUGGAUCCUCUCCCAGACAACAUCAGCCUUAUUUAUGGAUAUUAGGACCCACACGUGUAAUGAACUAAUCAUACCAUGUAUCAUAUUAUCUGUUGAAUGUUUACAUUAUUAGAUGUAAAUAUUAUUCUAAAUUGCAAUAAACAUUAUUUCUCUUUUGCAGAAAAUGAAAAACAUAUAUAUUUUUUUAAAGCAGCUGUUAUUUGAAAUAAAGUUCAUUUGAUUCAAUAUGUUGCAUUCUAUUAUGCAUCCAAUCUGUAAACUGUAUUUAACACUAGGUUUACGGGCGUCUCUUAUAUACCUAUCUCUACGGACAUCCGUCAUUUUGACGAGUGGAUAAGAAUACUUAUUUAGAUUGGUUAACACUAGGUUUACGGAACCCGUCAAUUUGACGGAAUUUAAACUUUGAAGUGAAAUACAAAAAAUAACUUUUGUUUAAUCUUGAUUUUUACUUUUCGUAAAUUUAUUAUAACAUAUUAUGAGUUUGUAGCAUAAGUUUUAUUUUCAUAACUUUCAUAGAUUUUCAGAUACAAAUGUGAUAUACCUAUCUCUACGGAACCCGUUCAAUUGACGGAUGGCUUGGUAACAUUUAGUUUAUUUAAAUAAGCUGUAACAUUUUUCAUUAAAAGUAAACUAAGGAAUGAAAGAAAGCUACAAAACACUUGUUUUUAUUAAAAAAUCGGAAGUUUAAAAAUCUUGAUAAAUGACUUAAAUAAAGUGGCCUCAAACGGAAGUACUGAUCAACUUACUCCUCGUGUUUUUCGAAGCUCCCGCCGACAUCGGUCAAAAUGUGACAUCGAAAAGAUAUCGAGUCGAUUCGGUUAAACAAUAACGACUAUUACAAUAAAUUAGCAUUGCGCAGAUUUUUUUUCAUGGAAACCAAAACAUGUUAAACGAUUCAUUAUUUUAAUAAAAUAGGGGUUUCAUGAUUUAAACCACUCGGAAUACGCAUUUUUAUCCACACGUCAAAUUGACGGGUGUCCGUAGAGAUAAGUAUAUAAAAGACGCCCGUAAACCUAGUGUAAACACGAAGAAUAAGUUGAUCAGCAAUUCCGUUUGAGGCCACUGUAUUUAAAUCAUUUAUCAAGAUGUUUUGUAUGUUGAAAAAUGUUACAACUUAACUAAGGUAAUCAACCCACCCACAUUGUCACUGAAAGCCAAGGCCUUGACCGACAACGGUUGUUGUGCCAAAGAUGAAGAAGAAGUACUUUUUUAAAAUUAGACCAUGCACUAGUAUUGCAUUGGAACGUAAGGCCUAUGCUGAGAGUCUUAAUUUAUGAAGGUUAGUGAAGUUAAACCUGUUGCGGAAUAGUUCUGUAUGACCCAGGAUGCUGAACUUUAAAGCCAUAUCGCUAUAUAACCUCGCAAGAGAAGAAUAGAAAAAAUAUUGUAAAGCAACAAUACGAAUACUAUAACAAACAGUAGUUGCGCCAAAGAAGAAGAAUAAGUUUCAUAUAUACCAAUUAAAAGUGAGCUGGAUGAGGAUAAACCAUAUGAAAAGAAAUAUACAUUUAUAAAUAUUA